Messenger RNA from Condylostylus longicornis, 2841 nucleotides. RefSeq names its product ER degradation-enhancing alpha-mannosidase-like protein 3 (gene Edem2). Gene Ontology annotation, molecular function: mannosyl-oligosaccharide 1,2-alpha-mannosidase activity; calcium ion binding. NCBI's taxonomy places the organism in Eukaryota, Metazoa, Arthropoda, Insecta, Diptera, Dolichopodidae. The transcript is spliced from 9 exons. Bases 256 to 2601 code for a protein of 781 amino acids. The record is from RefSeq and is a predicted model, not a curated record. Gene Ontology annotation, cellular component: endoplasmic reticulum; membrane. Gene Ontology annotation, biological process: mannose trimming involved in glycoprotein ERAD pathway; carbohydrate metabolic process; endoplasmic reticulum mannose trimming.
AAUCAUACGUCAAUGAAUUAAGAAAAUCUUAUCUCUUUGAUAAAUAAAAUAAGCUAACAUAAAAAAAACUUCAAGUUCGUAGUAUUGAAAUAAACAAAUGUAGAAAAAAGAUACAAAAUUAAAUAAAAUUCCGAAUUUAACGAAUAAAUGUCAGUUUUUUACACGUAGUAAAUUUGCGGACAGGAUAAAAAAAAUUAGUUAAAAGCUUAAUUACAUGUUUAUCAAAUUUUUAAUGCACUCUGUCAGGUAGAAAAUAUGGAAAUUUUAUUUAGAUAUAUAUAUUUUUUUCCCAUAUUUUUACUUAUAAUCGUUAAGUGGAAUUUUGCUAUAUCGGAUAUACCAAAGUGGACAAUGUCAAAAAAAGAAAAACAGGAGUUAAAGCAAGAAGCUCGUGAAAUGUUUUAUCAUGCGUACAACGCUUAUAAAGACAAUGCCUAUCCAGCUGAUGAAUUAAUGCCGUUAUCCUGCAAAGGUCGAUGGAGAGGUGUAACACCAUCUCGUGGAGACAUGGAUGAUGUUUUAGGAAAUUUUUCAAUGACAUUAGUUGACAGUCUUGAUACAUUAGUUAUUAUAGGAGAUUUCGAAGAGUUUGAAAAUUCAGUCAAACUUGUUAUCAAAGAUGUUCAAUUCGAUAAUGAUAUAGUGGUAUCUGUUUUUGAAACAAAUAUACGAAUGGUAGGAGGACUUCUUUCAGCUCAUAUAUUAUCAGAAUAUCUUAAAAAGUACUUGCAUAUCAUGCCAUGGUAUAAAGGAGAGUUAUUGGAAAUGGCAAAGGAUUUAGGGUAUAGAUUGUUACCCGCUUUUAACACAUCAACUGGAAUACCACAUGCGAGAGUAAAUUUGAAAUAUGGUAUGAAGGAUGAACAAUUAAGGAAGUCGAGAGAAACUUGUACUGCUUGUAGUGGUACACUUCUUUUAGAGUUUGCUGCUUUAUCAAGGUUAACCGGCGAACCAAUAUUUGAAUCAAGAGCUCAUUUAGCUAUGGACGCACUUUGGAAACUGAGACAUCGUGGAUCUGAUUUAAUGGGGACAGUCUUAAACGUGCAUUCAGGGGAUUGGGUUAGGCGUGAUAGCGGAGUAGGUGCAGGCAUUGAUUCAUAUUACGAAUAUCUUUUGAAAUCAUACAUUCUACUUGGGGAUGACCGAUAUUUGGCAAGAUUUAACAGACAUUACAAUGCUGUAAUGAAAUAUGUCAGUGAGGGUCCAAUGUUCUUGGAUGUUUUGAUGCACAGGCCUCAUGCAAAAUCAAGAAAUUUUAUGGAUGCUUUGUUAGCUUUUUGGCCUGGGUUACAGGUUCUCUCUGGCGAUUUAAAACCAGCAGUUCAAACUCACGAAAUGCUUUAUCAAGUAAUGCAGAUGCAUACUUUUAUACCGGAAGCAUUUACGGCUGACUUUCAGAUUCAUUGGGGGCAACAUCAUUUACGACCGGAGUUCAUAGAAUCCACUUAUUUUUUAUAUAAAGCAACUAAUGAUCAUUAUUAUUUACAGGUAGGUAAAAAAGCUCUGAAAGCCCUUCAAAAACAUGCAAAAGUUCCUUGCGGAUAUGCAGCUAUAAAUGAUGUCAGAACUGGGAAACAUGAAGAUCGAAUGGAUUCUUAUAUUUUAUCGGAAACUAUAAAAUAUCUGUAUUUGCUCUUUUCUGAACCAUACGAUAUAAUUUUAAACCUGGACGAAUAUGUAUUUACCACAGAAGCCCAUUUUCUUCCACUGUUUAUAGGUCAAAUGGGGAAUACAACUCAUGAUUUUAGACCAACAGAUGAGCAUCAUGUACUUGAUUUCAUGAGAACUUGCCCCAGUUCAAAUAAGCUUUACCCCGAAAAAGUAAGAAAACCACUGCAAAAUCUUAUUACUGGGUCAUGUCCACGUGUGGCUAGUGGAAAAAAGUUAAGAGCUUUGGACUUUCAAGCAACUAAUGCUGAUCAUUUACGAGCUGUUUACGAUAUGGGUAUCACAAUGGUUUCCUUAGGUGAUGGAAAGGUUCGACUGUUUCACAGUUUUUACAAUGCCAAGAGCCCCGAAGACGGAGAACUGGGUAUAUUAUUCAUGCAAGAAAUGUUGGAGCUAACUAAAACUCAAAGUGUGAAUCAUAUUGAUCAACUGCAAUUUCAACAGGCUGUUUAUUAUCGAAAUAAGGAUGAUACUUUAACAGUUUUAGUUGCUGGCCCAAGUCAUUUUAGUCCAGAACUAAUUGGAGAGGAAUUCGUAGAAGGCGAAGUGGCAUCUGCGAAACCUUUCCGUUUAUGCUCUGGAGCAAUCAAUUCUAAUGAGUUAAAUAACAAAAUUGCCAUAGUUGAACGUGGUGAUUGCACUUUUGUUGAAAAAUCUCGCAAUGCUCAAAAGUCUGGCGCUAAAGCGCUGAUAAUCUGUGAUAAUGUACCCGGUACAUCUGGAGAAAAUCAAUCUAUGUUCGCAAUGUCUGGAGAUGGAAAUAAUGAUGUUUCGAUACCGGUAGUAUUUAUGUAUUCUAAAGAAGGCGGAACGCUUUUAGAUGCUGCCAAAAACAGUAAUAAAUUGACAGUUCGUCUUAUGAGAAUGGUUGAAUUGAAAAAAAAAAUAGAGUUAGAAAAUACAAUAAAGAAUUCCAAAAACAAGGGCGGAUAGUGAAAAUAGCAACUUUUAAAUAAUGUGUAUAAUCUUAGUUAACAUAUUAUUUGAAUUUUAUAAAAAAUCGAUGCGUUUAGGAAAUUUUAUAACAAUUGCGUACGUAUUUAACUAAAAAUGUUGGCUAAAUUUAAAUGUAACAUAGUUUAUUCUUGUAAUUUGUUUGUAAAUAGACCCAAUUUUGUUAAACAGCGAAUAAAAUUAAGAACGUUAAAAUAAUAUAAGUAUGUAUGUAAAGGA